Molecule: messenger RNA, 411 nt
Organism: Pan troglodytes (chimpanzee)
Lineage: Eukaryota; Metazoa; Chordata; Mammalia; Primates; Hominidae
Product: SOSS complex subunit C
Exons: 1
Coding region: 98-322 (74 amino acids)
Biological process (GO): DNA repair
Cellular component (GO): nucleoplasm; SOSS complex; nucleus
Source: RefSeq, a predicted model, not a curated record
AACAAAAUAGGAAAAUUGCAGCAAACUCUUCAGGACAAGGUUUUCAAAACAAGUUGCAAUCUUGGCAGAACUGGACAAAGAGAAAAGAAGACUACUUAUGCAGAACCAGUCUUCAACAAAUCAUCCUGGAGCUAGCAUUGCACUCUCGAGACCCUGUCUUAAUAAGGACUUCUGGGAUCACGCUGAGCCGCAGUAUAUUGCAGCCCAGCAGAAGGCAGCUUUGCAGCAUGCUCAUGCACAUUCAUUUGGAUACUUCAUAACUCAAGACUCUGCAUUUGGGAACCUGAUUCUUCCUGUUUUACCUCACCUUGACCCAGAAUGAAGAAAAUAUUUGUGAUGGAAAAGAGACUUUGUAAUAUCAAAUGCCAAAGCUACUGUCAUUCAGUGCUAGAUGAACUGUGACUUUCAAAA